CUGAAAGGACCACAUAACGUCUGGUGCAGCAAAGAGGUUCUCCUUCUGCAAGGCAUUUGCUGGACUCCUGAAAAUUUAUUUUGAUUAACAUGGCAGAGAAGGAUUUCAUCAGUUGGCAUCUACUGGCUUUAUUUUUUCUUCCAUUUUGCCUGUGUCAAGAUGAAUACAUGGAGGUGAGCAGAAGAUCUUAUAAACCAGUGGCCAAAAUAUUGCAAAGUCACCACCAGACUGGUCACAAAGGUUCCAGAAGCAGGGAAAUAUUGAAACAGCGGAAUCAACUAAUAGAGUGGACUGUUGAUAAUAGCACAUCUACAGACCAUAAUGUCCUGAGACCAGAGGUAGAUGAUGUAGAACUGACUACCUCAGAUAGAGUCCAGCCCCCCCAGCCCGGACCGCAGAAUCCAGACUGCAGUUCCUGCUGCCGAGGUGACUUUGGAGUUCGACUCUACCAAGGGCCCCCAGGACCUCCUGGGCCCCCUGGGAUGCCAGGAAAUCAUGGAAACAAUGGAAAUAAUGGAGCAACUGGCCAGGAAGGAGCUAAAGGUGAGAAAGGAGACAAAGGAGAUAUGGGACCAAGAGGAGAGCGUGGCCAUCAUGGACCCAAAGGCGAGAAGGGUUACCCUGGGAUUCCCCCAGAGCUACAGGUUGCGUUCAUGGCUUCAAUGGCUACUCACUUCAGCAACCAGAACAGUGGGAUUAUCUUCAGUAGCGUUGAAACCAAUGUUGGGAAUUUUUUUGAUGUCAUGACUGGGAGAUUUGGUGCUCCAGUGAAUGGCGUGUAUUUCUUUACUUUCAAUAUGAUGAAACAUGAAGAUGUGGAGGAAGUGUACGUGUACUUGAUGCAUAAUGGUAAUACAGUGUUCAGCUUAUAUAGCUAUGAAUCCAAAGGGAAAGCAGAUACUUCAGGAAACAGCGCAGUCCUAAAACUCGCCAAGGGAGAUGAAGUUUGGCUACGAAUGGGAAAUGGAGCCCUCCACGGAGACCAUCAACGCUUCUCCACCUUUGCUGGGUUUCUUCUUUUUGAAACUAAGUAAAAAGAGGAAACAACCCAAUAGAUGUUUAUCUGAAGAAACACCUUUUUUGGAACUGGUAUAUUUCACUGGACCGUGAAAUAACAUUAUAAUAUUGGAGGAUCAAGAAGCCUUGUUUUGAUGCAAUGUGCUGCUACUUGUGUAUCAGAGAUGAAUACAUUAGGUAGCUGACACAGAUUCACAGAGUAUGUAUUGUCAUCUGGGUUGCACCUACUUAAUCAUUAAAUGUUACUAUUGUUCUUUUCCCCAAAAGUGAAUGAAAAAUAAAGGAAAAUGAGUUUAGAGAAUUUAAAGAGCAGUUUACGCAAAGUCAAUUUAAUCUCUAAAUAUAUUUUAGUUAAAUUUAUGUCAGGAACUGAACAACUGAUGCAAAAUUUUUGGAUCAUUUAUUCAGUUCUUCUUACAUGUUCAUUUAAGUUUGCAUCAUGGAAAUAGGCCUGAAUGUAUAAUCAGCAGGCUCAGGUGAGACCAGAUCUAAAGGAAAAAGUCUGUACUCGAUUUGAAUGAGCUCAAAUAGAUGAAAAAAAUGUGAAAAUAUAAAUGUCAAGGAUUCAGGUUUAUUGCAUUCCCAUUCCAAACCUCUGAAGAUGUAUCUGGUGUAAUUUUCCACAGAUUUUUAGCACAUAUUUAUGCUUAGUCUCUCUCUCUCUUAGAAGAGUGUCAGUAGUUCUUGCCUUAGUAGCAGCUUGAAGCUAAGGUAAUUUAGUUUGCAGUGUGAAGGGGAUCAGGCAGGGGAACUGUAAUGUUUCCCCCUAGCCUUAGAAUCUUUAAAACCUGAUGUAAACCAAUGCCGGGUAUCAAAGCAAAUGCAUAUACACUAGAGAAAUCAGGAUACACCAACAGCACAGAGACACAGAGACUUUGUGGUGUUUGGAGCUCCUUCAGAAGGAUGUAAUACUGUGGAUAAUACUGAAGGAUAAUACUGUGUAUUUACUUAACAGUGAAGUUGCUGAAACAGUUUUCCAAGCAGCCUUCCAAGAAUCAGUAUUUCAGGAAAAGCCAUUGCAAAGCAGCAGCUAAGCCAGUUCAGUAUUUAAACCGGUGAAAGCAAAUGUUAGCUGGCUUAGUAGUUCAGGUCCCAAUACACUGGGCCACUCUUCAGCAUUCAUGUCACCGGCUUUUCAAAAUUUCAAAAUUUUAUUUGAAAAUAUUUAUUUGAAAUUAUUUUAUACUGAAUACAGGUAUCAGUAGCACAACAAUAGAACAAAUGAAUCAAAAUCUGCCCUAUGAAUUUGUAUGUCCUUGUACACAUUCCUAGUGUAUGUAACCACAUCUUAUGAAGAAAAAUGCAUGUUGAUACUUGAUGAUUAUGAUGUGAUUUUUUAGUUUUAUGCAUCAACCACUGAAAAUAUUAGCUUUAAUGAGCUGUUGUCUGAUGAGUUUUUAUCAUUUCUUUUUGAACUUGGAUCAGGUCUGCACCACAAAGGUUUUCAAAACCUGAGACCACGUUAUUUUGUU
Poecile atricapillus (Black-capped chickadee) is the source of this 2489-nucleotide messenger RNA. RefSeq names its product C1q and TNF related 3 (gene C1QTNF3). The record is from RefSeq and is a predicted model, not a curated record. Gene Ontology annotation, molecular function: protein binding. Bases 90 to 1034 code for a protein of 314 amino acids. The transcript is spliced from 6 exons. Lineage: Eukaryota; Metazoa; Chordata; Aves; Passeriformes; Paridae.